GUGCCUGCCUCGGUCUACUUCCUGUUUCAAAGUCCAGGAGAGGAUUGGUGUGUGGUGUGUGUUGUUGAAGCCGUCAGGUGUGUGUGUGUGUGUAUGUGUGGAGGUAUGUGGCCGUGUGUUUUUGUCGAAGUGAAGUGAAUCCGGGCAGACAGAGCGGACGGCUGGACAUGCAGGAGUCUGUGGAGUCUCUGGUCAGCCUGCUGGAGUCCUACAGGGGCCGGGACAAAGUAAUCAGGACCGUCUGCUAUGGGUCCCAGCUAGUCGGGGGGCUUCUGUCCCGGCAGGCGGACACGAAGUCGUCGUCCCAGCUCGGGAAGCGUCUGCUGCUGCUUUCGGCUCAGCUCAGCCACUGCAGGACGGUGCUGAGGCUGUUCGAUGAUCUGUCCAUGCUGGCCUACUCCCACAGCUACGGCUUCGGAGCCUCGGAGGAGGACACGGGCCUACGCUGGAUAUCGGUGCUGAACAACAUUUCCGACCAGCUCUACUACCCCUGUGAGCACAUUGCCUGGGCCGCCGACGCAGAGCUCAUCAAGGCCAAGUCUGACAAGUGGUGGCUGCUCAGCACAGUGCUGUGGGGAACCUCCCUGCUGCUGGGAAUACUCAGGUCGGUCCGAGUUCUCGCCCUGCUGAAGAAGAAACUGCAGAGAUGUGAGAGGGACAGAGAUGGCAGCAGUGGCGGUGGUUCUCCCAGACGCUCCGAGCUGUGCAGACAGAUGAGAGGUGAGCUGCUCUCCAUCCUCAGCAGCAUGGCUGACCUCAGCAACGCCAUCCACUGGAUGCCACCCGGCUUCCUGUGGGCGGGACGAUUUCCCAACUGGCUAGUGGGACUGAUGGGCACCAUCUCCUCUCUGAUUGGCUUGAUCCAGAUGAAUAGCAGCAGCAGCGACCAAUUGGACGGUUCCUCGUCUCAUACUUAUAGUGAUAGUUGACUUUGACUUUUUGAUCAGCAGUUAGUAAACGACAUGUGUUGGUGGGAAAUGUAACUAUGUAGACCACUGAGUGAAAUGAUGUGCAGCUGAUUAUCAUGUGAUCAGAUUCCAUUCAUUCAUCACAAAAUGGGAAAUAUGAUUUGUGAGUGUGAAUUGUAAUGAUUUGAAGAUGAGGUGGAUCAAACUGCAUUUAUUUAGGCCACAGCUAUAUAACCAGACUAGUGACCAGACAAAUGUGAUAUCUGUGUAAUUUUGGCAAUUUUUUCCUCUUAAUCUGCAUGGAGGGUUUCAGAAUACAGUAUGUGCAUAUUCCUGAGGUUCAAAAGGCUUUGAUCUAGAUUUAAAAACAACAACAACUAUAAAAACACUAUAGCAGUAUUACUCCUUGUAUUUUUUGUUAGAACUCUCAAACAGCAUUUAGACCGCAUGACACUAAAUCCUCCUUCACAAGUUAGACUAAGAGCAUUGUGGUUGGUUGGGUGGCUGCUCCCCGAGGCAGUUCAUUAUCUUUCAGAGUUAUCUCUGCUGAAUGACCUCCUUUCUUCCAUGAUUCGGAAAAAACAAGGAUUUUUACAGUAUUUACUGUUUUACCAAGUUUGCCUAUUCUACAUGGCGGGUAAAGCAAGUGAAAACAUAAGUUGCCUUGAACCGAGUGCGGUGUCUGUUGAAUGUUGGAAUCUGUUGCAGGUGGGUGCACUAUCGAAGCUGGUGUUCUGCAAGGUUUACAAUCAACUUCUAGUCAUCAAUGCUGUUGAUCUAAACUGCUGCGGUCAGUCCACCAGUCUGAGUUCCAGUUUGUUUAGAAAGUAAAACUGUAAUAAAUGAUCAGUCAUGAUGUUAAAGACUACUCUGGUGAAAAGAGAAAAUAUAUGUAAAUCAGUUCUAUCGAUUAUAUCAUAGAUUAUCUGUUUUUAAUAAAAUUGCAUUCUCAUUAGCACA
Myripristis murdjan (pinecone soldierfish) is the source of this 1868-nucleotide messenger RNA. RefSeq names its product peroxisomal biogenesis factor 11 gamma (gene pex11g). Gene Ontology annotation, cellular component: peroxisomal membrane. The transcript is spliced from 5 exons. Gene Ontology annotation, biological process: peroxisome fission. The record is from RefSeq and is a predicted model, not a curated record. Lineage: Eukaryota; Metazoa; Chordata; Actinopteri; Holocentriformes; Holocentridae. Bases 168 to 929 code for a protein of 253 amino acids.